AUGGCCUCCGACGACGCAUCCCUCGCGAACCACUACGUUUCCUACCUCGCCGCCGCUUUUGCCAAGCACGCCGACGCGGCCGUCUUCCGCCCCUACGUCGAUCGCACCGACUUCUGGCCCACCGUCACCUACCGUGAGCUGAACGCGCAGCUCGCCGCCGCCAAGGAGCACUGGAAGGUCGCCCUCGCCCCGCUCGGCCUCACGCACGGUGAUGUCGUCGGUUGCUGGUUCACCGGCCGCCGACUCGCCGACUUUGUGAACUCCACCGCGCUCUCCGCGCUCGGCUUCGUGCCCCAGUUCUUUGGUGGGUACUUCCCGAGCGCAGACUCCGUGCUCCUCCUUCUCGAGCGCGGCGGCGGCAAGGCCCUCGUUGUCGACCCCUCCCUCGCCGCUCCCUUCGCCGAGCACCCGUCGACCGUCCCGCGCUUCUCUCCGCUCGCGCCCGCGGAGCUCGACACGCUCGCCGCCGCGCGCCCGCUGGACGAGUGGGCGUUCGGCGCGGACCGCGCGGUGCGCCUCGACGACGUCGCCAUCCUCUUCCACUCGUCCGGCACGACCGCCGGGCUGCCCAAGAUCAUCCCAAACACGUUCCGGAUGCUCCGGUCGGUGCUCGAGCACAAGUUCUCCAAGGAGCAGCUCCCGUCCCGCCCGGGCGUCCAGGUGUGCUACAACACCAUCGGCAGCCUCGCGAACAUCGGCUCCUACCAGUGUCUCAUUGGCGCGAUCAACCUCGGCGGGUGCGUCGCGCAGUCGUCGUCGAUGCUGAUCCCGCCCGCGGAGCUGCUCGGGCUCGUGCGCGAGUGCAAGAUCACCAUCCUCGUCCUCUACGCGCCCUUCCUGUCCGCGCUGCUCCGGCCCGCGAUGGCGGACCCGGAGCUCGAGGGGGCGCUGCUCACCCUGCACCAGAUCACGCACACCGGCGUCGCGCUGAACAAGGACGACGAGGACUGGGCGUACGCGCACGGGCUGAACAUCAACACCUCCUACGGCACGACCGAGACCGGGCCGCUGAUGUGGUCGCGGCUGGGGUCCGCGCCCGCGGACCGCGCGAUGCGGCCGAUCCGCGGCACGCGCCCCGUGUUCCUCCCGCAGACGGCGGAGGCCAGCUCGGUGGACGCGAAGGGGGUCGAGCUCUUCGAGUGCGCGAUCCCGGCGGACGCGGAGGACUGCCCCCCGGGCGACUUCUGCGGCGCGGACGGGUUCUACCACACCGGGGACCUCUUCGAGCGCAGGUUCGACGGGUGGGUGUACCGCGGGCGCGCGGGGGACUGGAUCCGCCUCCAGCGCGGGUUCUGCGACACGAAGUCGGUGGAGGACUUCGUGCGCUCGGCGUGCAAGGACGUGAUCCACGACGUCGUCGUCCUCGGCACCGCGCGCCCGCUCGCGUUCUGGGCGGUCGAGGUCCCGCGCGAGGCGCCGCCGCUGACGGAGGAGGAGAAGGGCGCGCUGAAGAAGGAGGUCCUCGCGCGCACGAGCGAGUUCAACAAGACGCUGUUCCAGCACGAGCGCGUGCUCGAGCCGAAGCAGGUGUUCGUCGUCGAGAAGGGCGUGCUGCCCCGCACGAAGGAGAAGGGCAACAUCCGGCGCGCGGUCACGGAAGAGCUCUUCCAGGCGGAGCUCGAUGCCCUGGCACCGAAGAACUGA
Molecule: messenger RNA, 1644 nt
Organism: Epithele typhae
Lineage: Eukaryota; Fungi; Basidiomycota; Agaricomycetes; Polyporales; Epitheliaceae
Product: acetyl-CoA synthetase-like protein
Exons: 4
Coding region: 1-1644 (547 amino acids)
Biological process (GO): fatty acid metabolic process
Molecular function (GO): medium-chain fatty acid-CoA ligase activity
Source: RefSeq, a predicted model, not a curated record